ACAUUUGGUUUAUUUACUCAUACUAUUAACAUCAAAUCCACAGCAUCAAGCUCUUCUGCUGCAGCAGCAAUCUCUGCCCAUUCGGAACUUUAUCUGGAACAGAAAAAUCAUUUGCGAUCGGGAUCUUGUCUUUGAAAUCUACGUUUACCUCAUCAUCAAUGCCACAACAUUUCUGCAGUUUUUGAUAAGCGACAAUAAGAGCGUUUGCGAGGAAGGACUUUAGUAGUUCACACAUUUAUCAACAUUAAGUGCAAAAUGGCCAGUCAUGAUUCAAUUAGCUAGCUGAUUGUUAUAGAGUAAUGAUUCAGUUAACUAGCUGCUUGUUAUGGAGUAAAACAAUACUAAGCUCAAUCAGUUUCAGUUUGUAGAGGGAACAUGAAGACUCUGGAGUGCCUUACCCGUCGUUUUCUGCAAGUUAUCUUUUCUCUACUGGGCCUGGUGCCACUUCCUCCUGUUUCGCAGUGGAGAUGGCUGUUCCUAUCAUUGGCCAUUCGCUGCUGCUGGAUAGCUUACAUUAUGUAUUUGCUGGAAGUUGCCAUCAGCUUUUCAUGGGUGGCCAUCGAAAGUGUAGGCAAUGCAGUGGGCACCGCGCUGUUCGUGGGCAACUCCGUGCUGGGACUUGCGCUCCUGCUGGAGAGUGUCCUUAAGCAAAAGACCCACAGCCAGCUGGAGGAUCUGCGUGUUCAGACGGAGUUGCAGCUGCAGAGACUUGGCAUGUUUGGCAGUUCUCGCCAUGCGGCUUAUCUAUUGCCACUGAUAGGAGUACAGUUUGCUUGCGAUCUUGUGAGACUGGCGACCAAUUUUGGGAAGACGGUAUCGCCCGUGUUUGGUAUAUCCUUGCCACUGAUGUGGCUGCUGCGGUAUCGCUACGUUCAACUGGUGCAGCACGUCAUGGAUCUGAACCAGAGAUCCAUCCAGUUGCGCCGAUCCCUGUUGUGCCUGGCCUCCGGCAAUGAUCUGUGGCAGCCCUACGGAGUCCAAGAGUGCCUUCAACUCCAGACGCUUCGCAGCGCCUACGAAAGGAUCUUCGAGUGCUACGAUACCUUCAGUGAUUGCUAUGGAUGGGGUAUGCUGGGUCUCCAUUUGCUGACCAGCUUCCAGUUCGUGACCAAUGCCUACUGGAUGAUCAUGGGCUUGUACGAUGGCGGCAGUGUGCGUGCCCUGAUCUUCAACGGCGCCACUGGGAUCGACUUUGGCACUCCGAUUGCCACUCUAUUUUGGCACGGCGAUUCAGGUGCGGAAAAUGGCCGUCAAAUCGGUUGUCUCAUUUCGAAGUUGGUGAAACCCCAGGGCAGCAAGCGAUACAAUGAUUUGGUGAGCGAGUUUUCGCUGCAAACACUGCAUCAGCGUUUUGUGGUGACCGCCAAGGAUUUCUUCAGUCUCAAUCUGCACCUGCUCUGUAGCAUGUUUGCAGCUGUGGUCACAUAUCUGGUCAUUCUCAUACAGUUCAUGUUUGCUGAAAGAAGUUCUACGCGAAGUAACCAAUAGUAUUUUGCUUAUAAUAGUAAAUGGAAUAAAAUGCAGA
Messenger RNA from Drosophila yakuba, 1525 nucleotides. RefSeq names its product gustatory receptor 23a (gene Gr23a). The record is from RefSeq and is a predicted model, not a curated record. The coding region runs from base 376 to 1488 and encodes 370 amino acids. The transcript has 3 exons. Gene Ontology annotation, biological process: sensory perception of taste. Gene Ontology annotation, cellular component: dendrite; axon; membrane. Lineage: Eukaryota; Metazoa; Arthropoda; Insecta; Diptera; Drosophilidae.